This is a messenger RNA of Solanum verrucosum, 894 nucleotides long. RefSeq names its product early nodulin-75-like. Bases 1 to 894 code for a protein of 297 amino acids. The transcript is spliced from 4 exons. The record is from RefSeq and is a predicted model, not a curated record. Lineage: Eukaryota; Viridiplantae; Streptophyta; Magnoliopsida; Solanales; Solanaceae.
AUGAUGGGUUCCAAGGCAUUUUUGUUUCUUGGCAUUUUUUUGGUUAUUUUUGCAAUAAUAAGCUCUGAGGUUGUAGCUAGGGAGUUGGCUGAGACCUCAAUGAAAUCGGAUGAUGUACACAAUGAUGGAUAUAAUGACAUUGACAAAUAUCCCGGAGAUGAACAUAAGGAAUAUAACAAUGGAUAUAAGCCUCCAAGUGGUGGAAAUAAACCCCCACAUAGUGGAUACAACCCUCCAAGUGGCGAAUACAAUCCCCCACAUGACAAAUAUAAACCUAGGUAUGACAAAUAUAAACCCCCUAGUGAUGAAUACAAACCUCCAGGUGACAAAUAUAACCGCCCACAUGACAAAUAUAAAUCUCCUAGUGACGAAUACAAACCUCCAGGCGACAAACAUAACCCUCCACAUGACAAAUAUAAACCUCCUAAUGAUGAAUACAAACCUCCAGAUGACAAAUAUAACCCUCCACAUGACAAAUAUAAACCCCCUAGUAAUGAAUACAAAUCUCCAGGCGACAAAUAUAACCCCCCACAUGACAAAUAUAAAUCUCCUAGUAAUGAAUACAAACCUCCAAGUGACAAAUAUAAACCUCCUAGUGACGAAUACAAACCUCCAGGUGACAAAUAUAACCCUCCACAUGACAAAUAUAAACCUCCUAGUGACAAAUACAAACCUCCAGGUGACAAAUAUAACCCUCCACAUGAAAAAUAUAAACCUCCUAGUGACGAAUACAAACCUCUAGGUGACAAAUAUAACCUUUCACAUGACAAAUAUAAACCUCCUAGUGACGAAUACAAACCUUCAUGUGACAACUAUAACCCUCCACAUGACAAAUAUAAAUUCCCUAGUGACGAAUACAAAUCUCCAGGUGACAAACAUAACCCUCCCAUAUGA